AUGAUUAAAAAGCAAGCUCAGCAUUGGAUCAAUUCCAACCAUCAAUACUUUACACCUUCAACUCUCCAUGUGUUGCACAGUAUUUGUCACAAUAUCAUCACUCAUCCACAUGAACCCAAAUUUAGAUGUAUCAAAAUGGAAAAUCCAAAAUUCAAAGAAAACAUUUUAAACGUGGAAGGUGCAAUGGAUUUGUUGUAUCUCGUCGGAUUUGAACAAGAUCCCAUUGAACAUACUAUUUUAUAUCGAUGCAAUGGUAAAGAGGAUGAAGAUUUAAUGGUGCAUGAUCUAUCGGAGUUGUGUCAAGCCAUCGAAGAGUCGAAUCAUGACUAUUCCACCUCUGUUGCGCAACAUCAUGCACUGUCUCCUCGUCUUCGAGAAGCAACAUCUUCAUCAUCAACAACAACAACAACCACUCAGAGCACUUCCUCUACCACAUCAUUCAUGACCUCUCCUCAUUCCACAACAACAACCUUCUCCUCCAUCAGUCAACAUGCUGAGCCUACCAAACAUGUCUCUCAAAUGAUGUCUCAAAUGAUGUCUCAAAUAUCCUCUAUCGCUCAUGAUGAAGAGUAUGAGAAGAAACAACGUGAGUUAGAGGAAAGAAGAAAACAACUUGCAGAAGAAAGAAGAUUAAAGAGAGAAGAAGCUCAAAGAAUAAAGAAUCAAGCCAAAUUGGACAGAAAAGAAAAGCAUGAUGAAGAUGAAUAUGAACAUGAAUUAGGAGUAACAGCUCAUUCACACUUGCACAAUCCUCAAAAAGGAACUCCACCUGGUCAUAAUCCUUUCUAUUCUGGAAUGAUUACAUUCAAGGAUAUUGGAAAUGAAUAA
This is a messenger RNA of Naegleria fowleri, 828 nucleotides long. RefSeq lists its product as uncharacterized. The transcript has a single exon. The record is from RefSeq and is a predicted model, not a curated record. The coding region runs from base 1 to 828 and encodes 275 amino acids. Lineage: Eukaryota; Heterolobosea; Eutetramitea; Acrasida; Naegleriidae.